Molecule: messenger RNA, 2219 nt
Organism: Spirodela intermedia
Lineage: Eukaryota; Viridiplantae; Streptophyta; Magnoliopsida; Alismatales; Araceae
Source: the annotation of a GenBank genome assembly
AUGGCCGUCGCUCUUGCGCGGGUUGUCUCGCCCAUGGAGAUCUCCUCAAAUUUUUGCUCCCUGGAGACAAUCCGAGAAGGGGGUCGUUUCGUCUGCACCAGGUACGACGACGGCAGAAUCAGGAAGAAGAAGCUGAGAUGGGGUCUGCCCACGCUUUAUGCGAACUCCAAGCUCGCCAGCGUGGGGCUUGAGGCGGAGUACAUGAGAAAUCUCCCGGUUUCAUCUAGUUUUGUCGCUAAUUCUGCGGGGGAGGUGGUGAUCCCAUCUGAGCAGAGGGUCUACGACGUCGUCCUCAAGCAGGCGGCUCUUGUGAAUGAGCUGAGGUCAAACAGGGCGGCGGCGGCUCUCGAGGAAAGAGCAGACGUGGUCCUCCCUGGGGCUCUGAGCCUGCUCAAUGAGGCAUACGAUCGAUGUGGAGAAGUCUGCGCAGAGUAUGCAAAGACGUUUUACUUGGGUAAGUUCUUACACAUAUCUGGCCUUGAAAUCUUCAUUCAUGGGUCGAGGAGAAUCUUAAUUAGGUGGGUUUUGUUCGUUUUCAGGAACACUGCUUAUGACCCCCGAGAGGAGAAGGGCUAUCUGGGCAAUCUAUGGUAAUUCCUCACAGCCCGUGAUUUAUCGCCUGUUCUUUCCUUUUAAGUCAAAACGAUAAAAUAAACUUAAUAAAAAAGGAAGAAUUUUUGUGUCUGCGAGUUUUGAUGCUGGCUGUCAUAGUUCAGCUGCUCCAGCGCUUUUUUUGCAAACGGAUUGGAUAUGAUCUUCCCCGAUGAUAAUAUAGGCUAGAAGAGAAGAAAUUGCCGAGGAUCUUCUGAUACCCAAUUGGAUUGGAUGAUGAUCGAAGUGAGGUGUCAGGUCGCCGAUCUUCAGAGAAGGCGCGUCCUUGCUCUUCUCCCCUGUUCUGUUUUCCCCUCCUUGGGAGCAUCCCUCGCUAAUCUUAAUAGAUGGGCAGAGGAACUCGGGUUUUUUUUUUUUUCUACAAUUUUUUUGUCAGGAUUAUCGAAUUUCAUGUUCUUAUCUGGCGUAAAGGUCAACUCUGUGAAUGGGGCUGACCCCCUUGUCUUCUCCAGUGUGGUGCAGACGGACGGACGAGCUCGUGGACGGGCCCAACGCCUCACACAUAACCCCGUCGGCCCUGGACAGGUGGGAGGCGAGGCUAGAGGAUGUAUUUGGGGGUCGCCCCUACGACAUGCUUGAUGCAGCCUUGUCGGAUACUGUCGGAAAGUUCCCCGUCGACAUUCAGGCAAGCUCCAAUUCUUCCCCCUCCUUCCCUCUCUCUCCUUCUUUAUCUCUCGUAGAUCUUCCCGGGGCAUUUCAGAAGGUCUUCUUAGACAGAUUAAACCUGUAUGGUUCAGCCUUUCAAGGACAUGAUCGAAGGAAUGCGGAUGGACCUCAAGAAAUCGAGAUACAAGAACUUCGACGAGCUCUACCUCUACUGCUACUACGUCGCCGGCACAGUCGGGCUGAUGAGCGUUCCCGUUAUGGGCAUCGCGCCCGAUUCGCAGGCCACGACGGAGAGCGUCUACAACGCUGCUCUGGCUCUGGGGAUCGCCAACCAGCUCACCAACAUACUUAGAGACGUCGGAGAAGAGUAAGAACGCAUUUUCUUAGCUUCCUCAGCAUCAGAAUCCUGAAGAAGUUCGGGUUUCAAGGGUUUAAUCUGAUGGUUGGUGUCUGCUCGUCCAGUGCACGCAGAGGAAGGGUUUAUUUGCCUCAAGACGAGCUCGCGCAGGCAGGUCUCUCCGACGAGGACAUCUUCGCGGGGAAGGUGACCGACAAGUGGAGAAACUUCAUGAGAAACCAGAUCAAGAGGGCAAGGCUGUUCUUCGAUCAGGCCGAGAGUGGUGUCACCCAGCUCAGCGAAGCCAGCCGGUGGCCUGUAAGUCCCAACGUCCCUCUUCCUUUCCUCUCUCCCCACUCUGUUUCCUUCUCUCUUGAUCGAAUGAACGCCCGCGCCUCUACCCUCUGAAGACGCCACCCUGCGGUGGCUGGAUGGGACAACAGCUCAUGUAGUUCUUCGGGAUCUGCUUUUUCAGGUGUGGGCUUCGCUGCUGCUUUACCGGAAGAUCUUGGACGAGAUUGAAGCGAACGACUACAACAACUUCACCAAGCGAGCCUACGUUAGCAAGGCGAAGAAGCUUCUGGCUCUCCCGGUUGCCUACGGUCGGUCCCUCAUCCGCCCGUCCAGAACGCCUCCGCCCACCUCCACAAAACCGUCGGGCUAG